ACUUCUUCUUACCCGUGUCAAGGAUGUGGUCUGUCCCACUGCGAGGGAAGUAUCUCGUCUGGACCAUCACAGCAUGCUGCUGUCAAGGGUUCCUUCUUCAGGGAUACGAUCAAGGUGUAAUGUCCGGAAUUAUUGGAGCAGACAAUCAGUUUGGACGGGACUUCAACCACCCUGAUCCCGGUAGGCAGGGCACCAUUGUAGCGAUUUACGAUAUAGGAUGCGCUGUUGGCAGUUUGUUCGCUUUCUUCUUGGGAGAAAGCAUUGGUCGUAAACGCAUGAUUAUGACCGGCGCAUCGAUCAUGUUGCUUGGAACGGCCAUCCUUACCAGUUCGACAACGUUUGCGCAGUUAAUUGUUGGAAGGAUUGUGACCGGUAUUGGAAAUGGCUGUAACUCAUCGUCCAUUCCUGUGUAUCAAUCGGAGACCUGUGGAGGGGAGGUGCGAGGAACUCUCGUCUGUCUAAAUUCAGCUGUCACGAUUAUAGGACUCGUAUUCGCCUACUGGCUGGACUACGGAAUGUCAUUUGUCGAAGGACCAGUUCAAUGGCGUCUUCCAAUAGGCUUUCAGGCCGUGUUUGCCCUCUGUCUUCUGAUACAGGUCUCCAUGCUCCCGGAUAGUCCUCGCUGGUGUAUGGCGCACGGUUUUGAGGCCGAAGGAGCUCAUAUACUCGCUCGACUCGAGGACAAAGAUUCGCCCGAUCAUCCCGAUGUUGUGUUAAAGAAAAAGGAGAUAGAGGUCUCGUUAGCUCAGGAGAGUGCUGGAGGUCCAUUCAGGUAUCGAGAAUUGCUACAAGGCGGAAAGAUUGGAAACUUUCGAAGAAUAUGCCUCUGCAGCGGAGUCCAAGUAAUGCAACAAUUUAGUGGCGCGAACAUGAUCAAUUAUCUUGCACCCGUUGUUUAUCAGAACACGAUGGGCAUGUCUCGAAAUCUUUCUUUGAUCUUGGGCGGUGCAACCGCUUGCACGUUCAUGCUCGCCUCCUUUAUUCCUCUCUGGACCGUUGACCAUUAUGGACGAAGAGCUCUACUGAUGAUCUCCGCUGCGGGUCUAUCCCUAUGUUUCAUCCUCACUUCAGCGUUGUUAUCAACUGGCACCCGACCAGCCGCUUUCGGAGCCACAGCUAUGAUUUUUCUGUUCCAGAUAUUCUUGGGCAUUGGGUUCCUGCCUAUUCCAUGGUUGUAUCCAGCUGAGAUCUCGACUACGAGGAUUCGUGCUCGAGGCGCAGCAGUCUCUGCCUUUUCGAAUUGGAUGUCAACUUUCAUCAUUGUUGAGAUCACACCUAUAGCAAUUGCGAAUAUCGGUUGGCGAGUCUUCGUCAUCUUCGCCAUCCUGAAUGCUCUAUGGGUCCCGAUUGUCUAUACCUUCUUCCCCGAGACGAAGGGCCUUGAACUAGAGGAUAUAGACCAUAUCUUCGACCAAGGUAGUAUCACUGGAGGUGUUUGGUCUAGCCCUGGUGGUCGCACGAUACAGCGGAAGCGCGUCGACCAGGACAUUGAAGUGAAAGAAGAUGAUGGGAAGGAAGAUCGUCUUGCUCUGCGACCCACUCUCGUGUCAACUUGUGAUUUGACUCAUUGAUUUCAUUUUGGCCUAAUUCAAUAGAGACUCUUAGGUUGAUAUGCCUCUCGUGAUAAUAAGUCGUCGCAAUAUGCGUGCACCGAGACGCUAAGACGUUGAGACCUGAGAGUCAUUCUGAACCCAUGGUGUCUGUCGUGUUUCUCUUAACGUUCGUCGUUACAUAGCACGCCGGAGAACACUGUGCGCCUAGGUCAGUCACAUGCAAUCGCAAAGCUCCCAC
Somion occarium is the source of this 1791-nucleotide messenger RNA. The record is from the annotation of a GenBank genome assembly. NCBI's taxonomy places the organism in Eukaryota, Fungi, Basidiomycota, Agaricomycetes, Polyporales, Cerrenaceae.